AUGGAAAAAUCAACACUUCUGCGUUUCAGUGAUUUUGUUAAAGACUUUGAUUAUGAUUACUUAUCGCCAGAAAAAGCAUGGGAGGAUCUAGAAAAUGCGUAUACUAGUUAUCUUGAUACAUUAGAACAGACAACCUCAGAAAAAACGCGUGAAUCUAUAUAUGAUCUUCGACAAAAUUGGACCUCAACAAAAAAACGUACUCAGAAUAACUUCUUCAAUUACUGUUUACAAAUGCGCGAAAAACAUGCUGAA
This is a messenger RNA of Funneliformis caledonium, 252 nucleotides long. The record is from the annotation of a GenBank genome assembly. NCBI's taxonomy places the organism in Eukaryota, Fungi, Glomeromycota, Glomeromycetes, Glomerales, Glomeraceae.